Messenger RNA from Homarus americanus (American lobster), 2618 nucleotides. RefSeq names its product cytochrome P450 3A29-like. The record is from RefSeq and is a predicted model, not a curated record. NCBI's taxonomy places the organism in Eukaryota, Metazoa, Arthropoda, Malacostraca, Decapoda, Nephropidae. The transcript has 7 exons. Gene Ontology annotation, molecular function: heme binding; monooxygenase activity; oxidoreductase activity, acting on paired donors, with incorporation or reduction of molecular oxygen. The coding region runs from base 109 to 1686 and encodes 525 amino acids.
CUCGACCACCCGGUCCAUGAUGACUGUCAUGUGAUAUACGUUGUCCUCUAAAUUCCUCUUUGCCGAUCAGCCUGGAUAGUCGGUCACGUCUCUCUUACGCACUGUAGAAUGGGCGUUGAGGUGUGGUUGUUACUGGUGGUGGGCGUGUUGGGGGUGUGGGCGUACUCGAGGUGGCGUCACAGCUACUGGUCAGCCCGUGGUGUGCCUACUGCCCCGUACCUACCAGUCAUCGGUCACCUACACAAACUGUAUUCACUGCUCGUCUCCCGCUGGAUCUAUAAUGACGAGGUUUACUACAAGCAUGGUGGAGCAACUUUCUGUGGAUUAUAUGAAUUUUUUAAUCCUGUCCUGCUGGUCGGUGACCCAGAUAUUAUCAAACACAUCUUGAUUAAGGACUUUGACCACUUCGUUAACAGUCGGUCGUUCCGUGUGGACAACGACAGCUUACAGAAUGACAUGCUGUUUAACAUGGAAGGGGAAGAAUGGAAAGCACUACGUAAUGUGAUGAGCCCCACAUUUACUUCAGGCAAGAUGCGGAGGAUGUUCCCUCUCGUCUACCAUAAGGCUGAUGCUCUCGUUUCCUUCUCUCUCAAAGAAGCCACUAAGAAACCUCAUGUUGACAUGAAGUACAACUUUGGACGGUACACUAUGGACACAAUAGGUUCUUGUGCUUUUGGUAUUGAAUGUAAUUCCCUUGAAAACGAAAAUUCAGAAUUUACUCUGCAAGCAGAUUCCUUUUUUAAAUUUACAUUUACAAUGUUUCUAAAGUUCAUGCUUCUGCUAAUUUCUCCAAAGCUAAUUUCUUUACUUGGACUUUCACUGGACCUGCCUGCCAUGAAAUUCUUGGAAAGGGUAGUGUUGGAAACCAAGGCGGCCAGGGAGGUGGGACAAAAACGCGGGGACUUCUUAGACCUACUGCUGGAAUCCAGAGCUGCUGAAAACCCCAAUAUCAACGACAGUGACCACACAACCCAGGACGACGACCACACCAUGCACAACCACCUUACCACCUCCAACCAGCCCACCAUCACCUCGAAACAAGUGUUGAAGGACAGAGUCAUCGUGGCUCAAUGCGUCCUCUUCUUGGUAGCUGGCUACGACACUACGGCCUCUACCCUGGCCUUCUCCGCCUUUCUACUGGCCAAGAAUCCUGUGCAGCAGCAGCGUCUCCGCCAGGAGCUGCAAAAGAUGGUUGAAGAACAUGGUGACGUAACGUACCAGGGCAUAAUGGAGGCUAAGUUUCUUGAAGCCUGUAUUAUGGAAACGUUGAGGAUGUAUCCACCAGCACCACUGAUUGAGCGGCGGUGUACCAAGACCUACCAGUUGCCUGGGACAGAGAUAACCUUACAUCCUGAAGACCUGGUGUCGGUACCGGUGCGGAGCCUUCACUAUGACUCCCGCUACUGGCACGAUCCUGAAGAGUUCAUACCAGACCGCUUCCUCCCUGAGAACAAGGGCUCCAUCACCAGCUGCACCCACCUCCCCUUCGGUUCAGGCCCAAGGAACUGUGUAGCAAUGAGGUUUGCUUUGAUGGAGGCGAAAGUGGUGCUGGCCAAGCUGUUGCUGGCAGCGGAGAUCCAUCUACCUGAAGGCCACAAAGAACUGGUGCUCGAGACGUCCCCCUUCCUCAUAAGACCAAAGAAAUGUGUUAACCUUAUACUGACCCCCCUUACAAAUAAUAACUGACCAGCUCAGGACUCUCAUCGACUCACACCCCAAGGCACGUAGUCAUUUUUGUGUCCAAGUUUCAGCUUCCUAGCCCAAGAAGUCAAACAACUGGAGCAACCAUCGAGUAUCCCGCUUUCGGAACUCAUAUUCUCGGGAACUUUGCGGUGUAGGUAUCUGAAGUCACCAAUAAACAGAGAAAACAAUUAUGACGUCCCUAUUGACAGGUAUUUGGAACAAACUGAGGGGACGAGCCUAAAUUUUUCUCCUUAAAAAUUAAUGUACAUUAUGAAGAGACGCAUUUGGACUUUGAGCUUCUCUGGGACAGAACUUCUGGGGAUCUUAGGGUGUAGCCACACUAACGUACAUUUUGCCCCAAAACAUGCGAUCGACAAGAAGAAACGAAGCACAGGGUACCGACUCUGUGCUCCGUUUCUUCUUGGCGAUCACAUGCUACACUUAGUGUGGACACACCCUUAGACAGAAGAUCUUACAGCCUUCGGCUAGGCUAGCGGACUGCCCAUCUCUGGGCCCUGCUGGGGACUUAUCAAAUGCCUGAUGACUUAUGAUAAAAUGUUUGUAUUCUUGUGUUCACUUAAUUUCAAUGAUAAUGUGUAAAGUACCAUGGCAGUAGUGUGAAUAAUUUCUCUCCUUAUAAACAACUAAAAAAUACUAUAUAAAAUUUAUGCUUAGAUUGAGAAAGGAAUGAGAAAAGAUUGUAAAAAAUUUACUUAAAACUGAGAAUAUAUUAAUCAACAGAGAAUCUUGAUUAUCUGAGAAUUAAACUUCUCCAUUAUAUGCCACUGACUUUAAAAUGAUUUUAAUUCGGUAAUGAUUUUGAUUCUGUUUCUACGUGCAGUGGAGGAGUGGCUGCAGUAUAUUAACUUGUUUUUAUAUGAGCAUGCUUUAUAACCUUGUUCCCUAAACCUAUUCCCCCCCCCCCUACUUUUGAG